UAUUUGUAUCUAAAUACAAGUAGAAAGUAAGAUUUUUCUAAUUUCUGACUUGCUUUCUGGAACUUGCUGCGAUAGUUUAUUUUUUAUCCCCUAUUACGUCUAUGGUAUCGGCUAUUGAAAUUUUCCAAAAUGGCUGCCGUCAGGUGAAUUUUGAUUCACACGAACGAUUUUUUAUUAAGCUCUUUUCGCCGCAUAAUUCUGAUGAUCACAGCGUCGAGCAUGAUAUUUCUGCUAAGCUGAAGGUUUAAUAAUCUACGAUGGCCACUACGGAGAAGCUUCUGAAGGCCUUCGAGUCGCUGAAGGCGUUCCAACAGGGAACUGUCACGGGGGAGGAGACCGCAUCCUCUAGCCAGACGGCUCCAGUUGGUCAGAUGUCGAAUCUGCUCACUACUAGCCCAGCUGAGUUCACUGAAGUUGCCCGAGAUAUUGUGGCGAGUCUGGCCACUGGGAAGAAAGAGCUUGCUGUGGGCAAGAAAGACCGAGUUGCUCACCUGGUAACAAUAGCAGAUGCCAUGUGUGCCAGUAACUUCAGGACCAUGGCUGAAUUUCCCAAGUUCCUGGGGAUCUCCAUGGAGAUGUUCCUGGCUUCCUGUGAUGACAAGGAGUCAGACGUGAGGAUGGUGGCUGACGAGUGUCUGAACCGGACAGUCAAGAUGCUGCUGGAAACCAACCUGGGCCGCCUUCAAGUUGAACUGUAUAAAGAAAUAAAGAAGAAUGGAGCAGCGAGAAGCCUUCGGGCUGCCCUGUGGCGGUUUGCGGAACUGUCCCAUCUGAUCAGACCGCAGAAGUGUCGUCCUUACGUGGUGAACCUCCUGCCCUGCUUCAACCGGAUCUGUCGACGUCAGGAGGACGCUGUACAGGAGACCCUUGCUAACUCUUUAAAGAAAACCUUCCCAGUGCUGGGGAGCUUCACUAAUGAUGCAGAAAUCAAGGUCCUGCUGAAGACAUUCCUGCCCAACCUAAGAUCUACGUCAGCCGUGACGAGACGUACUGCAGCCAGCUCCCUCGUCGUGUUCUGCCAGUACUCCAGAAAACCACGCCACUUCUUCUGUUGGCUGUUGACUGUCUUACUGGGCAUGGUCAUCCCCAUCCAAGAGGACAGGAAGUCUCACACGUUGUUAGGCGUGCUGCUGUGUCUGCGUCACCUGGUGCCACACCUAGCAACCCUGCAUGACCUUGAGGAUGACAGUCUCAAGGGCAGCUUUGGGGUCACCAAGAAAGAUCCUGAACUGUCCGUCAAUACAGAGCAACUUGUACAGAUAUUUGAGCUGGUACUGCAUUACUCUCAACACACUGAUCACAAUGUGGUCACAGCCUCCCUGGAGACAUUCCAACAGCUGCUGCGCACCCCUCCCCCAGGGCUGCUGCCGGUGCUCACCAGACCUGGAACUAUCACUCAGUCAUCCAUCUUCAAGGAGGCGGGUCAGCAGAGGGUUGGAAGUGCCUCCCAACUCUCAGGUGUUGGGGAGGAAGAUUCCGGCAUGGAGGAUGACAGGUCAGAGGUCAGCUCCACAGCAACCGACGACCUCCCUCCCAUCGUGAAACUCAACCUUGACCCCAGCACCAUGCAGCCCAUGACCUUGGAACAGUCCGCAUCUGCUGCAGACCUGGAAACAUUAGACUCAUCUGCAGCUGAGUCCAGUGGUAUCGGGUUACUACAGACAGGUGGGGAGGGGGGUAUCUUCAACGCAUUAGAAAAAGUGGAAAGAUUACCCGAUACAGCAACAGAAUUCUCUGGGCUGAAGUAUGACCUGUGGAUCCAGGCCAUCUGUGAGGAGCAGGGCACACCAGCCCUGCAGCUGGAGUCUCUGGUGUCCCGUCUCCAGGCAUGUCUGACUGACCAGGCUUCUGUCACCUGCAGGAUGGCCUGUGUGGCGCUCAAGACAUGUCUGGUGACAUUGCUACAAAGUUCCUCUGGAGACCUGGGACUGAGACUUGUCCUGGCUACCCUGGGACAGAGAGACACGUCCUACUGGUUGGGUAAAGUGGAGCUGUUGGAGUUGCUGUCACUAGUAGACUUCAAAUUAGUCAAGUAUCUAGAGGACAGUUUCCCAUUCAUGAGGAAAGGAGAACACAGUUAUCUUGGGGCGAUGAACUGUCAGCAGAGACUGUUAGAGGACAUAGUGUUACACCUGAUGGGGGACGAUGACUACAGGGUCAGACAUGCUGCCACAUCAGCUCUCGUCAGGCUUGUACCUAGGCUGUUUUAUCCAGUGGACCACCCCCAGCACGAUCCUGUUGUUGCUUCGGCCAAAGUGUACAGUUCUGCCCACCUGGACCAGGAGGGCCAGCAGCUGGGAGAAGAGCCGUACCGCCCUCCCCCCUGCACCAUGUGGGGGUACGAGACGUCCGGACUGGUCAGCGCCAGCCUGGAAUCUAGUCUCUCCAGGGUCAUCUCAGCCAUCAUGAGGAGACUCAACAGCUCCACUUCCAAAAGUCUGACAUUCGGGUGCCUCCAUGCGCUGUGCCAGUUGUCUGUGGAGUUCCCUGUGUGCCAGUACACCACGGCCUGGUGCUGUGUGGGCAUCACCACCUUCACACCCAAGGACUCCAGUGGACGGGCCAACCUGCCCAGACCGGGCAGCCGCUCCCGCAGCCUGAACGGCAGUCUGACUAGCAGCAUGACUAGCAGCUUGACUAGUAGUAUUACUAGCACAUCCAGUAUCAGCAGUGUUUCCAGCCAGCUCAGCAUGGAAGAAUCCAUCACAGGAUCAGGAGGGGGGCCCCUGCCCAUGGUGCUGUCCCUCCUGCUGUCGUCAUGGUUACCGCUGGACCUGGCCGCCCAUCAGGACGCACUCCUGCUGGCGGGGAACCUUCUAGCAGGUGCAGCAUCCAGAUCCCUAAAAGCUCCAUACGAAGAGGAAAAACCCUCUGGGAAGGAUGGAGCAAAGGAAGGAGGGAAGGAGGAGGAGGAGGGAUGGCACGCCCUUCAGGACAGGAACCUGGUGCCGCUGGCUCAGCAGCUGCUGUCUCACCUGGCCAGGGUUGUCAACGUCUGCUCACAUGUCAUCGAGCAGGUCACACCUGGCCCACCUGCAAAGACGGCCCUGCCCUCCCUGCCUAAUGCCCCCUCCCUGAGCCCCAUUAAGAGGAAGCCCAAAGGUAAAGACGGAGUGGACCAGGGCAGUGCCACUGCCAGCCCCAGCAAGAGUUCUGCCAAGAAGGGAUCAGAUGCAGCAUGUAUACUUGUUGUUGAGGCACGGCUGAAGUAUGACCUGUGGAUCCAGGCUAUCUGUGAGGAGCAGGGCACACCAGCCCUACAGCUGGAGUCUCUGGUGUCCUGUCUCCAGUCAUGUCUGACUGACCAGGCUUCUGUCACCUGCAGGAUGGCCUGUGUGGCGCUCAAGACAUGUCUGGUGACAUUGCUACAAAGUUCCUCUGGAGACCUGGGACUGAGACUUGUCCUGGCUACCCUGGGACAGAGAGACACAUCUUACUGGUUGGGUAAAGUGGAGCUGUUGGAGUUGCUGUCACUAGUAGACUUCAAAUUAGUCAAGUAUCUAGAGGACAGUUUCCCAUUCAUGAGGAAAGGAGAACACAGUUAUCUUGGGGCCAUGAACUGUCAGCAGAGACUGUUAGAGGACAUAGUGUUACACCUGAUGGGAGAUGAUGACUACAGGGUCAGACAUGCUGCCACGUCAGCUCUCGUCAGGCUUGUACCUAGGCUGUUUUAUCCAGUGGACCACCCCCAGCACGAUCCGGUUGUUGCUUCAGCCAAAGUGUACAGUUCUGCCCACCUGGACCAGGAGGGCCAGCAGCUGGGAGAAGAGCCGUACCGCCCUCCCCCCUGCACCAUGUGGGGGUAUGAGACGUCUGGACUGGUCAGCGCCAGCCUGGAGUCCAGUCUGUCCAGGGUCAUCUCAGCCAUCAUGAGGAGACUCAACAGCUCCACUUCCAAAAGUCUGACAUUUGGGUGCCUCCAUGCGCUGUGCCAGUUGUCUGUGGAGUUCCCUGUGUGCCAGUACACCACCGCCUGGUGCUGUGUGGGCAUCACCACCUUCACACCCAAGGACUCCAGUGGACGGGCCAACCUGCCCAGACCGGGCAGCCGCUCCCGCAGCCUGAACGGCAGUCUGACUAGCAGCAUGACUAGCAGCUUGACUAGUAGUAUUACUAGCACAUCCAGUAUCAGCAGUGUUUCCAGCCAGCUCAGCAUGGAAGAGUCCAUCACAGGAUCAGGAGGGGGGCCCCUGCCCAUGGUGCUGUCCCUCCUGCUGUCAUCAUGGUUACCGCUGGACCUGGCCGCCCAUCAGGACGCCCUCCUGCUGGCGGGGAACCUUUUAGCAGGUGCAGCAUCCAGAUCCCUAAAAGCUCCAUAUGAAGAGGAAAAACCCUCUGGGAAGGAUGGAGCAAAGGAAGGAGGGAAGGAGGAGGAGGAGGGAUGGCACGCCCUUCAGGACAGGAACCUGGUGCCGCUGGCCCAGCAGCUGCUGUCUCACCUGGCCAGGGUCGUCAACGUCUGCUCACACGUCAUCGAGCAGGUCACACCUGGUCCACCUGCAAAGACGGCCCUGCCCUCCCUGCCUAAUGCCCCCUCCCUGAGCCCCAUUAAGAGGAAGCCCAAAGGUAAAGAUGGAGUGGACCAGGGCAGUGCCACUGCCAGCCCCAGCAAGAGUUCUGCCAAGAAGGGAUCAGAUGCAGGUUUGCCGACAGAAAAGGAGCCUGAUCGCCCCAACAAGAGUAACAUUGGCACGUUCUGGCAGCUGCCGGGGUACAUGAAACUGUACUCUGUGCUAAAGGGGGCCUACUCAAACUACAAGGUAUCCCUGGACCCCAGUGCAACAGAGAAGUUCACUGGUCUGUUGAAGACUGUACUGAAUGUCCUGUCACAGGUGCUGGAGAUAGCAACAUUUAUAGACAUCAGCAAGUAUGUUGAGGAGCUGCUUAGUUACUUGAAGUCUACUGUUGCCAUGGAGCCAACGUCAACCAUCCAGUGUGUGGAACAGCUCCUGAAGGCUCUAUUUGGCACCAACUUGGCCAGCCAAUGGGACGGCUCGCAGACAGCAGAGACGUCGCGUAAACCCGGGAAGGCAACUCGUCUGUCGUCCAACAUGAAGCCUGGCCUGUACCACUACUGCUUCACUGCGCCGUACACACAGUUCACCCAGUCCCUGGCAGCCGCCAGCUUCAGAACAUCACAGGCAGAGGGGGAGGAAGGGGGAGGGAUAUUGAGCUGGUUCAAACACAGAUCAUCGGACAAGAAAGUAUCACCUGCCAUUGCCAAAUUGGUCAAGGGAGACAAGACUCCCAUCCACAACUACAUCCGGCUGUUUGAGCCCCUGGUCAUCAAGUCCCUGAAGCUGUACACAGUCACCAGUUCUGUCACCCUGCAGAGGCAGGUGCUGCACCUGCUGGCACAGCUAGUACAGCUGCGUGUUAACUAUUGUCUGCUCGACUCCGACCAGAUUUUCAUAGGGUUUGUCAUCAAGCAGUUUGAGUAUAUCGAGGCUGGUCAAAUCAGAGGCUCAGAGACGCUGAUCCCGCCCAUCUUCCACUUCCUGGUCCUCCUGUCGUACGAGCGGUACCACUCCAAGUCCAUCAUCGUCAUGCCACGCAUCAUCCAGCUGUGUGACGGGGUCAUGGCCAGCGGACAGAAGGCCACCAAUCAUGCUAUCCCAGCCCUGCAACCCAUUGUCCACGACCUGUUUGUGUUGAGAGGCAACAGUAAAGCUGACCAGGGGAAGGAGCUGGACACUCAGAGGGAAGUGGUGGUGUCCAUGUUGGUCAGACUCAUCCACUAUCCAGAGGUUCUUGAGAUGCUGACCAUUGUACUGCAGCAGUGCCACAAGGAGAGUGAGGACCGGUGGAAGAAACUGUCCAGACAAGUAGUGGACAUGGUGCUGCCCAUGCUGGCCAGACAACAGAUCUGCCUGUCCACCCCGUCUGCGUUGAACACCCUGCACGGCCUGUUUGAGUCGGUCACACCCAGCUCCCUGCGACCGCUGGACAUGCUGCUGAAGACUCUCUUCUCUCCACCUACAGAUCUGACGAGUCCAGACAGUUUUCUCCGCUGGUCCUGCAUGGUCCUGUCCAUCCUGCGAGUGCUGAUCUCCCAGUCAAAGGAAGAAGUCAUCAUGGCCAGACUACAGGAGCUGGGACUGUCAGCUAACAUCUUCACCAACAAUGUGAUUUAUCGAGCUAAAGGCAGAGCUGUGGACCUGGAUGGUGAUGCUCCUUUUGAAGAAGUCCCUGAAGAGGCUUUAGCAAGGUUUUUGUUGCAGGUCAUCGGUGCGCUGGCAGAGGAGAUCGCCUUCCGAUCUAACACAUCAGCUCUCCAGAGGGAGGGUUGCCACAGCUUAGCACAGCAGCUGGCUCACCUGCUGUUGUAUGUCACCUACAUCCUGAAGUCAGGUUUGUUCAGGAAGGUUCUGUCUGCUGCCAUGGCCCUGCCUGAGGAGUCUCCCACAGAGGCGUACUACAGUGUGGAGCAGCUCAACCUGUUCUUCCAGGACAUGGUGCCCUCCCACCCCACCCUGGUCCUGCAGUGGUGCCAGAUUCUCCUCCUACUCAACUUUAACGAGCUCAGCUGGUGGAGUGAGAUCAUGCAGACGCCCAAGAGGAGCCUGAAGGCUAGCAGCAGCAGCAGCAACAGUGGAGGUGGUGGUGGGAAGAAGGGGAAGGCAAGGACUCCAGACGAGGUCGCCAACAAAAGUGCAAUAUGCUGUAGUGAGGAGGUGGUGCGCAGGGGAGGGCUCAUCCUCUUCUGUGACUAUGUGACUCCUGUCUUCACCCCCCUCAUUCCAGCAACAGCCACUCUGUAUGGGGAGCUUGUGCUGGAGAAGAAAUGUCAGAACCUGAGCGAUGUGGAACACAUGACCUGGGUCAUCAUCAACCAUGUAAAGGACCUCAUAGAACUGGCCCAGGAGCCCCCUGUACAGGACUUCAUAAGUGCAAUUCAUCGUAACUCUGCUGCUAGUGGACUCUUCUUGCAAGCCAUCCACUCAAGAUGUGAGAAACUCUCCAAGCCAUGUAUAGUGAAGUCCAUGCUGGGGUGUUUAGAGGGGAUUCACCUGACCCAGUCUGGUACCCUCCUCACCCUCCUGAUCGACAAGUUCCUCCAAACCCCCCAUCACGCCCUCGCCAGGAUGUGUGACUCCCUGGCCUGUCGGAGGGUCGAGAUGAUCCUCGCUCAGCCUGUGGAGGACAGUAGAACCCAGUUUCCUGUGGAAGAUGUGGAGAAACUGCAGGUCUUCAUGAGAGAAUCAGGGCUGGCUCUCAGACAUCAGCGACUUGCCUCCCUGCUGGCAAGGUUCAAGGCUGUUAUCACUCACCAGGCUGUUCCACCAGUGGAACCUCCCCCCUCCUCCCACCCCCUAGAUGCUGCUAAUAUCAACAUCGCCUCCCUUUCUAUCAAUAAGGACCUGUAUGUGGCGACAGUUCAGGACCACUGCUUCCGACGGGACAGUAAUGCCCAGGAGUGUGCUCUGAUGCUCAGCAAGCUGGACUACUCCGACAUACUCACCAUCAUGAUGACCAAGGAGUUCCACAUGAGGCUUCUAGAAGACUCCAUCUCAGUAGGACUCCACCAGUCCCUGGCCUCCUCCUCUAAAGCUGACAAGCUCAACCGAACAAAAGGUCUGAAACUGGGGAAGGCUCACAGCCUGCUGCGGGCGUCCUGCAUCACCCUACUCCGUCACGUCAGCAACAUCGUCAACAUCCUCCCCAGUCCGCAGCAGCUGGUCUCCCCCGGCAACCAUCACCCGGGUAACCACACCAGCCGCAGCCGGACUCCGCCACGGGAGAAGUACCGACUGAAGAUGGACAUGUUGUUUGCUGACAGAGAGUGGAGGCAUUCAGUGUUCCACAUGGCAGCAGGACUGACUGUUUACCUGCUCUCCCUGAACAAGAUUCCAGAACAGUGUCAGGUUCCUGAGGACUCCUUCACUGAUAUCUGCAGAUUUAGCGUGUUGGUCUUGGAGAUCCUGUGCUACCUGCUGUACAAGGGUCGGACGCCCAGCUCCCAGCAGCUGCAGACAGCUGUGGAAUGCUGCUGUGCCGUGCUGAAGAACCUGCAGCUGUUUGCUAUCAUUACAGCUACAGAACACGCCAACCUGGUCACCACUGCUGUGGGCAGCAUUCAUCAAGUCGUCAAGUCAGUGUGCAUUAGUGCUGGAGAGAAACUGUCACCUGUCAACUUACCUGAACCAGGGGAAGACAAAAAUGUCUCAGAAGAUCAACAGAGGGCACUUCUGGCUUGCAGACAGAUGUGUGAGCUGCUGCAGUGCUUAACAACUACCCUGUCCCCAGCCAACACCAGACUCCCACAGUUCCUUGCCGCACCACUGAGGAAUGUGGUGUUGAAUCUAGCCAGGCUGCCAUUGGUCAACAGCUAUGCCAGAACCCCACCAAUCGUGUGGAAGAUGGGGUGGGGAGCGAUGCCGGGGGGAGAGACUGGGACGAAACUGCCCGAACUUCCGUUUGACUUCCUACAGGAGAGAGAAGUGUUGAAGGAUUUCAUCUUCAGGAUAAAUGCUGUUGGAUGGACAUCACGGACACAGUUUGAGGAGACCUGGGCAGGCCUGCUGGGGAUUCUGAGUGCACUUCCUAUUACUGUUCCUGCUGAGAGUAGGGAGGAGGAAAUUGAGAAGACCCAGGCAAACGUCCUGGCAGUGAGGACCAUCACUGCCCUGGUGUUAGACUCCACUCUGCACCCUCAGCCAGGAAACCCUGCCAGCAGUGUGUACGAGUACCGACCCCGCAGCAAGCCUCCUUCUUAUAUCAACACCAGGUCAGGAAGGAAGCUUGCUCAGGUCAGACACAUUGUUGAGAAGGAAAUCAUGGCAAUUGCAGCAGAAAGAUGUGACCUUUGCUCCCAUCAUCCAUACUUCAACAUGCACGAGCACCAGUUGCUGGAGGGGGAGGGGGGCCUGUACAGCGGAGAUGUGCACAGGACACUGGGCUUCACAGACUAUGGGCUGGGACAUGUGUCCAUCAAGUCCAUCUGGUCUGACAACCACAUCCUGAACCAGACACCGGACACAGACGAGGAGCCUGAGUUCCCCGAGCAGGAGGAUGGGACGUCCCAGCCGCUGGUGACCACGCCGCGCCGGUUCCGCGGCGGACUGGACAUCCACUCCUGUCUGCAGUUCCUGGUGGAGCUGUACAGCCAGUGGAUGGAGCCCACAGCCAUGCCCAGGACUCCUGUACCACUGCUGUGUGAGGUGGCCAAGUCGAUUUUGCUAAUUUCCGACCUGUUCACUGAGCUGCGUCAGUACGAGUGGAUGUUUGACUCCUUACUGGAGCUGAACAAAAUCCAUCCCGUGGAGGACGAAAUCCUGCUACAGUACGUGGUACCUGGAGUCUGUAAGGCUGGAGCUGUCAUGGGCAUGGAAGGACCUGUAGCAGAAAGAGUGUCCAAACUGCUGGAGUCUUCUCUAAAGAGCACACAUCUCCCAACCAAGGUGGGUAGUGUGUACGGCAGCCUGUACAUCCUGGAGGCAGGUCCAUCUGAGGCCACCAAGCUGCUGGUGCCGGUACUGCAGGACUACCUCGGCAAGAACAUCCCGCCCACUGCACAGUGCUGUAUUGUACACGUGGAGCCCCAUGUCUUAGCCAUGUGGGCUACAGUCUUCUACCUACUGGAGCAUUACCAGGAUGACUUAAAGGAGUCAGACUUCAAGUCCACCAUGCUGCAAGCCGCCAUCACCACGGCCUCGGGGAGUGAGGAGGUCACGCCUGCGCCGGUGUACCACGCCGUGGUGCGCGGCCUGGAGAGGCUGCUGGUCACCAGGGUACUGACCGGCCAUGAAGCAGAACCACUGGUCAAACUCAGCGUGGACAGACUAUGCCUGCCCAGUCCUCCCCGUGCCAUCGCAGCGCUGGGCCUGAUGUUGACCUGUAUGUACACAGGGAAGGACGGAGGUGACCUCAGCAGCGACACCGGCUCCGAGCCGACCACACCCGACAACGAGUCACUCAUCGUUGCCAUGGAGAGGGUCACUGUGCUGUUUGACAGGAUCAGGAAGGGUUUCCCGUGUGAGGCUCGUGUGGUGGCGAGGAUCCUGCCAACCUUCCUGGACGACUUCUUCCCCGCCCAGGACAUCAUGAACAAAGUCAUCGGGGAGUUCCUGUCCUCACAGCAGCCACACCCGCAGCUCAUGGCUAAGGUCCUGUAUGAUGUGUUCCACAACCUGCACGAGCGAGACCAGCAGCAGGUGGUGCGAGACUGGGUCAUGCUGUCCCUCUCCAACUUCACCCAGCGCACACCUGUUGCCAUGGCAACAUGGAGCCUCACCUGCUUCUUCCUCAGCGCCUCCACCAACCCCUGGGUCUGCGCACUAUUACCCCAUGUGAUCGGGCGCAUGGGUCUGAUGGAGACUGUGGACCGUAAGCUGUUCUGUAUCACUGCACUGGACUUCUACAAAAACCAGAUCACAGAAGAACUGGACAGACGAGCGUUUGAGUCCAUCUUUCAGGCUGCGUCAUCAUCUGCUCCUGAUGGCCCCUAUCUGCAGCUCAUCCAGCUCAUCCACUGAACACCCACCCAGGUUUACAACCGUGGUUACACACACACAUACAAUUAUCACUGCCCUCAAUCAGAUAAACUUGCAUAUUAUAUACCUGAUUACACACUUACUGUAGGAAAUAUCUACCUUUGGAUGAUUGCCAUUUAUCGAAGGCAAGUCUCAAACCCCCAUUGAUUGUGCACUACAUGAAAAAAAAUAGCCUGGUAUCCAUUCUGUUCUACCGGUAGCUAUGGUUUUCUACUUCGACAAACCCAGAUACAUUUGGAAUAGGUAAUAUGGUUCCUGAUGACAGUAUAGUGACAGUAACAGUGUUCAAACAGGCAGUCGGAAGCUUGAUCCUAGUUGAACUGCUUCUGAGAAGAAUUUGAUUCCCAGUAAUGCAGGAUGUAAGGACCAAAAUUCUUCAGUGGGAAUGGGGCCAGAGUAUAUGGUGGGGAAGUGAUCAGAGGAGCGAACUGGAUCUAGGACAGGAUGGAUUCCAGACCAGUAGAAAAUUCCCAUCCAUAAAUAUGAUUUUAGAGUAACAUUAACACGUACAGUUCAUGUGCCAAGUGGAUUAAUGUUGAUAAAUGAGUGUGAGAGGAAGUUUAAAAUAAGAGGGCCUGUUGAAGAGUGUAAAUAUUGCUGAACUACAUGUAGGCUGUUACAUUGGAUCUGCUGGUGCCAAAUUUGGUACAUCAUCGUUACAGAAUUAAAACACAGUCCAGAUGUACAACAUUGUACAUGUAGCUAUGAUCAGGGCACACCAUAUUACAAACAGCUAAAAACCUGUAGACAGUACUGUAUUAGAUGCACCUGGCAGCUUACUAUAGCACUGAAUUAUAAUAGUUCUGUAGUAACAAAAAUAUCAAAAGUGAAAUGCCUUUGGGGUGAUAAUUGUAGGGUGUAGGUUGCUGUAAGUAUUUAGCUCAAAGAUGGUAUUUCUUGAUUGGACUGCUAAUUCUGGAUCCUUAUACCGAUAGAAGCAUUGAGGGUGCAUCUGGCACUGAUGACAUGCCUCUUAUACAGUACUGUAAAUCACUAGACACACUUUCACAAUAAAUAAUGUAAAGAAACACAAUGAAGUACAUGUACUUGUAGGUGAUGUAUUUGCACAUGUAGUAAAUGCACUGUAAAAUUGUAACAACCUGGUAAAUAUUCUCCCACUAAACAUUUCAACACACCCCCCAACAGCUUUAGAUUGUAGACAAUUAACAUUUUUUAGUAAAGUUCAAAAUGUAAGUAUGAAGUAACUGGUAAGCAUUAAGUUUUGAAAGGUAGGGAAACUUGUGAUAUAUUAGCAAUUGUAACUGGUAGAUUCCUAAGCUACCUAAUCAAAUUAGUGUGACCAUCAGUACAAGUAAUGACAUUCAAAAAUCUUAGUAAAAUUGUAGAACUGUGACAGUUAGAAUGUACUUCUGAAUACGAAAGUGAUACAAUGUAUAUGAAAACUCUUUCUGAUUAUUGACAUAUUUUCCACAUGCAAAAUAGCACUUCAUGAUCAGUUCUGCCCUUUGGAAGAUAAUAGCAAGUAUAUAUAGAACAAGUGAAUGUCUGCAGACUGUGUACAGUGGGUAACUUUGUGUUGUAUGGGUCAUCAAUUGUAGAUUAUGAUCAUGACAUUGUGUUUCAUGGAGAAAUGUGCUGAAUCCUUAUGAGAAAGGUAAAGCAAAGAUGGUGCCAGGACUGAAUGGUGUCCCCUGGAUGCACCCAUGACGUCUUGACACAACAACACUCUAUCAGAUUCUCUGAUUGACGUAUGAAAGAAUGCCAUGGAUCAGGCAGUCAGUGCUGUACAUGGACAUGUAAUGUUGUCAUGAUAUUUGUGUUGCUGAGUAGGCCUCCUUUCCAUUAGAUGGUGAUUGCUGAGUGUCCAAAAUUAGAUUUGUGCCCCCCUUACUAUUAUAAUUGGACUACAAUGCACAAUGUUUAAGUACGAUUUAAAAGACAACAAAACACACAAAAAGUGAAAAAAAUUCUUUAUAUCGUUGAACAGCUGUCAAUUUUUGGGUAUCUCAGCCAGUUUCUAGUGGAAAGUCUGUUGUUAGCUGUUGUCCGAUGAACAGUAUUUUUACUGUACUUGAAUGAUGAGUGAGUGGAAAGUGUCAUAGUUCUGUAAUAUUACAUUUUACUCUCUAUAGAAUGUGUAUGUAUACUAUAUGCUUCUGUAUAUUAUGGUCAUAUGUAAUCAUUAAUGGUAUAUUAAGAUGCAAAUUACAGCAAAGACAGACAACAGUUAAGUCUACAGGACCCUGUUGGGAUGUUUUCCAACCUUUUGAUGUUGCUUCGUUAGUGCAAUGGACUGUAUACUCAGAAGAUAUUUCCUGCUUAUAUGUUUUAGAAAUAGAAUUUAUUUGAAGGUGCAAUCAAUAAAGCAGUCAUUUCUCUCA
Messenger RNA from Branchiostoma belcheri (Belcher's lancelet), 12835 nucleotides. RefSeq names its product huntingtin-like. The record is from RefSeq and is a predicted model, not a curated record. NCBI's taxonomy places the organism in Eukaryota, Metazoa, Chordata, Leptocardii, Amphioxiformes, Branchiostomatidae. Bases 258 to 10475 code for a protein of 3405 amino acids. The transcript has 71 exons. Gene Ontology annotation, cellular component: cytoplasm; nucleus.